CUCUUGGCACUCUGACGUAAAAGCCUGUCUCCCCCGAGUCUCCCCUCCAACUUUUGCGGUGCGAGUGCAGUCACUGUCAGUGGUGUAAGUUGCGCUGCCCCUGAUUGACGAGGAAACUAGUGCGUAUUCGACCUUAGUGACUCCCCCCUUCCCCCGCCAAGUCCGUGUCGGUUAGAUACUCGCCUCGUCCCUCGAUAGUCUGCACUGCAUUUAUGACUCGAGCACUUAGUAGUUUCACUUGCUAUUAAGAUAUGCCGAUCAGAGUAGCGAGUACCGUACCACAGGAGUUUAGAUUGGGAUUGCCGUUCAUCAUGAAAUCACAACCCACCCAGAAGUGUCUGGGCCUUGAAGGGCCAUCGGUCAUCCAGCCCCUUGGAUGAUGAUGAUGAUGAUGAUGAUGAUGGUGAUGAUGAUGUGGGGAAAGGAAUGACUUCUUUACCCCGGAGUAUCCUGGGUAUCGGUAGCCAUGAAUGAAGCAUACUUCAUCUGCAACGGCUACCACCUUACUCCGUCAUCAACCAUGGAAGACAACUACUACCACCACCAUCACCACCACCACCACUACCACCUCCUCCUCCCUCAACAUAUCCUCACUCGACAAACAAUGACAUUUCAUGACGCUAUGGAGUUCAGCCGCCCAGGAUUGUAUACACCAUAGUAGGAAAGUAAGGGUUGAAGCUGAGCCAGCACCAACGCCAGCACCAGCGCCAGCACCAGCAACGAGACGAACGAUCUAGCCCCAUACUCCUUCCCCCUCCCGGGAUACUCGCUACGAGUGACUUACCAUGCUGAAACAACUACUGCAAAGUGCAGUGUGCUGAUCCCAGCGAUGUAAGACUAGGAACCCGGCCA
Molecule: messenger RNA, 852 nt
Organism: Aspergillus saccharolyticus JOP 1030-1
Lineage: Eukaryota; Fungi; Ascomycota; Eurotiomycetes; Eurotiales; Aspergillaceae
Exons: 1
Coding region: 467-658 (63 amino acids)
Source: RefSeq, a predicted model, not a curated record